UUUUUUUCACAUCAGCUUCUUACGUUGCCAUCCAUCUCCACAUGCCUCUGGUCACCCCUCCUACACUCGUUGACGAAGACGGUGCGCUCACCCAAGAGUGCGAGAACGCCUUGGUGGCCAUUUUCAAGCGUUACGAUGUUGAUAAAGAUGGCGCGUUGAGCACCUCGGAACUGGACGCGUUUGCGAAGGACACCAACGGCGACGUGUUCGACGAGGACACACGUGCCGAGAUCAGUGAAUUCCUGGACCUGGACGAAAGGGGUCAAUUGACCCUGAAAGGGUUCUUGCAGAUGUACAAUCUCCAGACCUCGAGCGAACCAGAGGAGACAUGGAAGGAUCUUCAAAAACAUGGAUACGAUACAAAACUGAAGCUCGUUGCCUCCAGGAAUGAAGACAGUGAUGACAAGAGCAAACCAACCCCUGCGACCGAAACCACAACGGCAUCAGACCAGAAACGCAAGUAAUGCUCUGGAUCACAUAAUAUAAUAAAUAAAGGGUGCCCAAGCGAACAUUGUAAUGAGCUGAAAACGAAAGCAGACUACGUUCAUGUGCAAGGGCAAUAUUCACGCU
Molecule: messenger RNA, 570 nt
Organism: Gamsiella multidivaricata
Lineage: Eukaryota; Fungi; Mortierellomycota; Mortierellomycetes; Mortierellales; Mortierellaceae
Exons: 4
Coding region: 42-464 (140 amino acids)
Molecular function (GO): calcium ion binding
Source: RefSeq, a predicted model, not a curated record